AGUCAAAUAAAAUUCAAAUUUUCCCGGCUGAUCUAAAUUUUAGAACUUACCACUCCACCGAUCUUUGCGCUUUGCAACACUGGCGGAACAGCUGCUCUUGUUUUGGUUUUUCGCGCCGUGUGCUGUGUUACGUACUCUCCACCCGGAUUGGCGAUCUUCUCGGGAGCGAUGAGUGGACUGCUUCCAAAGUUGUGGCGUCAAUGCGACGCAGUGUUCCUGCACCGGAUCAACCAGGCACUGGUCAGCGCCGGCUGCAGGCAAAGCCUCUGGAAGGGGGCGCGUCUGUUGGCCACCAGUGCGGAUAAAAAUCCGGCCACCGGUUUGCGCGAGUUGCCGCACUGCAAUGUGGGCACCAUUGGGCACGUGGACCAUGGCAAAACCACCCUGACCGCCGCCAUCACCAGGAUCCAGUCGCAGAAGGGCCUGGCGGAGUAUCUUUCCUACGACCAGAUCGAUCGGGCGCCCGAGGAAAAGGCGCGCGGCAUAACCAUAAAUGCCUGCCACAUUGGCUAUGCCACCACGGAGCGCACCUACGCCCACACGGACUGCCCGGGUCAUGCGGACUACAUAAAGAACAUGAUCUCGGGUGCCUCCCAAAUGGAUGGCGCCAUCCUGGUGGUGGCCGCCACCGAUGGCCAGAUGCCGCAGACGCGCGAGCACCUGCUGCUGGCCAAACAGGUGGGCAUCCAGCGCAUUAUAGUCUUCAUAAACAAGGCCGAUUUGGUGGACCAAGAGGUGCUGGAACUGGUUGAAAUCGAGAUGCGAGAGAUGUUGAGCGACUUCGGUUUCGAUGGAGUCAAUAGCCCCGUCAUUUGUGGAUCUGCCCUGCUGGCUCUGCGUGAGGACAAGUCAGAGUUCGGUGUUCCGUCCAUUGAGAAGCUAUUGGAGCACUGCGAUUCGUAUAUACCAACGCCACAGCGCGAUGUCGCAGCCCCGUUUAUCCUGCCCAUUGACAAUGCCUUUACGGUGCCCGGCAGAGGCACUGUGGUCGUGGGCACCAUCAAAAGAGGUACCAUUCCCCGGAACGCCGAUGCCGAUCUGCUGGGCUUCAAUCAGAACCUAAAGACGAGCGUCAGCGACAUUCAGAUCUUCCGGAAGAGCGUGCCGCAGGCGCAGGCAGGCGAGAAUGUGGGCGCCCUGCUGCGAGGCAUCAAGAUAUCCGCCGUGGAGCGGGGAAUGCUGCUGUGUGCGACGGGAUCCGAGGAUAUUUCCAAUCACUUUGAGGGCUCCAUGUACCUGCUAUCGCGUGCCGAAGGCGGUCGCGUCAAGCCCAUGCUCUCCAAGUAUAUUCAGCAGCUCUUCAGCCAGACGUGGAAUGUUCCGGCACGUAUUGACAUAGUUCCCAGUGAGGCCAUGCUGAUGCCGGGAGAGCAUGGCCAGGUGCGCGUCACUCUGUUGCGAAAAAUGGUCAUGACGCCGGGCCAAGCCUUCACGAUUCGCGAGAACGGAGCCACGGUGGCCACCGGAAUGGUCACCCAGCGCCUGCCCUCCCUCGACCUGCCGAAGAACAAGUUAUCAAAAGUGCUGGUGGAUUGUUAACGACUCGCAAUUAUAUUUGUAAAAAUUCAUAAUGCUGAUCAUUAGACGCGCGUACUUGAUUUGUUAAUAUAUAUUUAUGUGUUUAGGUAAA
Messenger RNA from Drosophila takahashii, 1630 nucleotides. RefSeq names its product mitochondrial translation elongation factor Tu 2 (gene mEFTu2). The record is from RefSeq and is a predicted model, not a curated record. Gene Ontology annotation, cellular component: mitochondrion. NCBI's taxonomy places the organism in Eukaryota, Metazoa, Arthropoda, Insecta, Diptera, Drosophilidae. Gene Ontology annotation, biological process: mitochondrial translational elongation. Gene Ontology annotation, molecular function: GTP binding; translation elongation factor activity; GTPase activity.